Molecule: messenger RNA, 489 nt
Organism: Aspergillus terreus NIH2624
Lineage: Eukaryota; Fungi; Ascomycota; Eurotiomycetes; Eurotiales; Aspergillaceae
Exons: 1
Coding region: 1-489 (162 amino acids)
Source: RefSeq, a predicted model, not a curated record
AUGGUCCCGCUCUCGGAACCCCUCCCCUCCGACGACGAUGUCAUGGUGGUCUCCGGCUCCGGUCUCGACGAGCAUGCCCGGCGCAGUCGCUCCAAGAGUCGUCGGAUCUCGCCGCAGUCGUCCGCCCGCGAUCUCCCAUCGCACCCCGUCGCCAACCCCGGUCACCCCAGUCGCCCCAACUUCUCCCUCAGCUCCGUCACCGCCAUGGCAAAACCCUCCCACUGGACCUCCGGCCAUGUCUCCAGCGCCAGCGGCGACUCCGGGUCCGCCACCCUGACCGAUGACUCGGGCAGUCUCCAGUCCAACGUCAGCGUGGGCGAGCCCAUGACGCCGCCGACCACGCCGCCGUCCAGCGAACCGCACCUGAACCUCGCCCACAGCCCCAAGACCCGCACCGAGAACCCGUGGAAGAAGAUGGGGCUGAAGCUGGGGUUCAAGAAGCGGUCCGGCACGGGGAGCAACAUGAAGCUUCCCUCGAUGGAGGAAUGA